Messenger RNA from Dendroctonus ponderosae (mountain pine beetle), 2487 nucleotides. RefSeq names its product rho-associated protein kinase 1. The transcript is spliced from 12 exons. The record is from RefSeq and is a predicted model, not a curated record. Bases 235 to 2427 code for a protein of 730 amino acids. NCBI's taxonomy places the organism in Eukaryota, Metazoa, Arthropoda, Insecta, Coleoptera, Curculionidae.
UAGCCCCUCAGCUAUUGAUGCCGCAGCCCGAUGCGCUUUCCGCUGCCCCCCAUAAGCACAGUCACGCAUAUCAGCCCCUAAAGCCUGCAGGAAGCAAGUAUUGAUAACAUGCACCCCCGACAACAAUCACUUGAGCAGGGCCGCACUUGGCAGCCAUCUCCAUGGCAACUGCCGCAUUGACAUAACUUGUCAAAGUGAGUUUACACGCAUUUUGCACUAAGGGAGAGGAAAACCAUGUCGGUGUUCGACAAAAUGGAUUUUCCCAAAAAGCCCAACUACGAAUACACGGCGGAAUAUUUCGCGUCAAAAGCCACUGAUCAUAACCGGGAUCUGGCGCAUUGCAACAAUGGCGACAACAUUGAGCGAAACGUGGAAAUCACCAACUACCUGACGACGCGCAAGCUGGUGAAGACCACCAAAAGGCUGGAGAACAAGAGGAGGGACUACGAUGACAAGCGCAAGAAGGUGCAGGAGCAGUGGGAGGACCUCAAAACCAAAGAGUCGGCUUUGCGGGAGAACUUCAUCAGAUUCAACCAGUUCGUCAAAGAAAACCAGGAGAAAAAGGAGCGCGCUUCCCUGAAAAUCACCGAACAGAACCAGCUGAAGGAGGAGCGCCAGAGGAGAAUGGAGGAGCUGCAGCAGAAGUGCGAAGAGAUCGAGAGCACCAAGGCGAAAAUGGAUAUCAACAUCGGCCAGUACCGCAUUUACGAGCUGUUCCUCUCGCAAGUGGUUGAGAACGAGGCGUCCAUGCAGUCCAUCAACGACCUACUCAAACGAUACGAGGCCUUGAUUGGGGCCCGCAAAGAGCUGAACGACAUCCAGCAGCGCGACAUGAUGAAGCUGGAGAAGGCAAAGAGCAACUUGCGGCAUUUGGCUGACAACAGCCUGAACCAAAUCGCCGCCUUUAACAACCGGCUUGAAAGGCUGCAGGAACGGUACGAAAAGGCCCGAAAUGAGAGCGCAAAAUGGGAGAGAAUCCAUCAGCGCAUUCAAGCGCACACCGUUCAGACUGUGAUCGAUACAGUGUCCAUCAAGGAGUCGGCGCUCAGAAUGUACCUGGAAAUUUGCACCAGGAAGAAAAUCAAGCCAGUUCACGUGGAUUGCGUUGAAAAACAGCUGCUCGUGGUGAAGAAAGCCAUAGGAGAGUAUGAGAUCAUUAAUCGGCGGGUUCGGGAAAUGGCAGAUAAAGCGGUUAAACAAUCAGUGGAGGCCAAAGCCUCCAGCAGCUCCCAAGCAGCCUUGUUUUGGCACCAGUUGACGCUCUUAUUGUCACAAAAAGUGCCAAACUUUUUUGUAGCAAAUCUCCUAUGUUUCGCUGAUCACGCCAACCGGGCAGGGUGGUUAAAUUGGGUUUUUUGUGUUAAGAGGCAGGGACAAGUAAUGGAAGAACUACCUAGAGGAGCCUCUUUUUCGGAACUUCUCAACAUCUACCUAAACCGCAAAGAAAAUGCGGGUCAUCGCACGUUUCAACCGAUCGAGAAAUACGACAUGAAACUGCCAUCCAGGCACCCCUAUGUGAAUUUGGGGCUCAGCGGCGAGUCGAAAAAGUUCAUCCAAAUGGGACACACCUCCAAGCUCUCCAAUGAGGCAGGGCCUUAUAGAAACCUGGCGGGGCUGCAGCUGCAGCUGCUGCGCAAUGAAAAGAGGCUGCUCUCGGCCAGGAGGAGGAUGAAACUAACGAAGGUCCAAGUGAAUCUGGCGUGGCGCAAUCUGGAACGCCAGGAGAAGGAACUACGCGACUCCUUUCUCUCGUUCAACCAGUUUUGCCAUGAGAACAACGAGAAGCGCAUCAGGGCGCUGAAGAAGCUGCAGGAGGACACCCAGUUGACCCAACGCAGACAGACGCUCAUUGAAGAGCUGCAGCUAGAGUUGAGCGAAAUGAAGCACAUCGCUGAGUCAAUGGAGGCGAACGUAAAAAACCAUGCAAUUUACCAGGCUUUUUUAGAUAGCGUCGUAGAAGCCAACCAGGAAUUCAGCAACAUCAACGAUAUAAUUGUUCGGUUUUUGACUCUAAUGGAGGAGAAAGAGCUCUUAGCUGGCAAGCAGAAGGAGAACAUGCUGGUGCUGGAGAAUGCCAAGACCUCCAUGAUGAAGCUGAUCGAGGAGAAAAACUUCGUUAUAAUGGGGCUGAACAAUCAGAUCGCCAAUCUUCAGGCCAGGUUCGAGAACGCCAACAUCAAGGCCUUGGAAUCCGAAGAACUGGUCACCCAGAUCAAGAACCACGCAGUGAAACAGUUGGGGGAAAUCGACUCGGUGAAGAGCUCAAUUUGGAACGUCUACGUGCACAUGGCCACCUCCAAGAAGCACCCGAUCAAGAUCAAGAAAGAGGACGUGGAGGAGCAGAUGAUGUACAUCAACAGGACGCUGACGGAGCUGAGCAAAGUGAACAAGCUGAUUAAGAAAAAAGCCACCAAAGGCAAGCAGUAGUGGCUGGAGGCUGUUUAGACGUGUAUGCUUAAAUGGAAAUAUACUCAAAUAUCCCGAGGA